Molecule: messenger RNA, 609 nt
Organism: Nerophis lumbriciformis (worm pipefish)
Lineage: Eukaryota; Metazoa; Chordata; Actinopteri; Syngnathiformes; Syngnathidae
Source: RefSeq, a predicted model, not a curated record
AUGUCGCUAAUGUCGGCCAAUCCGGAAGCCGACCUGGUAUCCCGCGCACGCGAAGGAAGCCGGGCGGCCCAAGAGGAGCUGGUACGCCAGCACCGCAAGUCGGCCUAUUUCCUCGCCUUGCAGUUACUAGGCAAUCCGGAUGACGCCCUGGACGUGACCCAGGACGCGCUGCUGCGCUUCCUGACCAACUUGCACCGCUUCGACAUCCGUCGACCGGUCAAGCCCUGGCUCUACCAGAUCGUCCGCAACCGCGUCAUGGACCUGCGACGCCGUCAGCGGGUUCGCCGCCACGACUCGAUCGACGCCAUCAGAGACGACCGCCCCAAGAAAGAGCUGAUCGACCACAGUGUAGACCCCGAACGCGACGCUGGCCAAAGGCAGCUACGCCAACGGGUCUGGAGGGCACUGGGACAACUUUCGGACAAGCAGCGCGAGAUUCUGGUGCUGCGCGACUAUCAAGAUCUUUCUUACGCUGAGAUCGCCGAGACUCUCACGGUGCCGAUCGGCACCGUCAUGUCGCGUCUGCACGCCGCUCGCAAGCGGUUGCGCGACCAUGUCAACGAGGACCUUCGGUUGCUCAAUCGCUGGACCGAGGAAAGGGUAAGCUGA